AUGGCACCAAAGAGACGCUAUGUGCGUAGGACCGCUCCGGCACCACCUCGAGAGGUGCUCGGGCUAGCCGUGCCUCCAGUGGCGCCAGGGCCAGCUGGGCCUACUGAGGUGCAGGAGCUGCGAGCGCAGGUUGCGGCGCUCACUGGGCGGUUCGAUAGGAUCCAGGAGCUGCUGGAGCAGCAGGCUGUGGCGGCGGCUGCGGCGGCAGCGGUUGAGGAGGCGGAGCGUGAGCGCGGUUACGUGGCGCUCACGAGGUUCACAAAGUUUCACCCGCCUACUUUCGACGGAGAGGUGGUGGAUCCAGCGACGGUGGAGUCUUGGCUGACGGCUAUGGAGACUCUAUUUGAGGACAUCUUCACCUUGGAGAAGGACAAGGUGAACUUGGCCGCGCAUUGCUUCGAGAAGCGGGCCAGGACUUGGUGGAGGAGGGUCAAGCAGGACCGAUCCCCGGAGCUUCCCCCGAUCGAUUGGGCGGAGUUCCGCAAGCUGAUGUUCGCCGAGUACUUCCCCGACAGUGACAAGAGGAAGAUGCGGGAAGAUUUCCGCAAGCUCAAAUUGGUGCACGCCUUCAAGUUCCACUCUUUGGCGGAGGCAUUAGAUCGUGCGCUGUGGGUCGAGCACGGGAACGCUUGUGAGCGUGAGGACCGUGAGGCGCUCGACAAGGACAAGGGUAAGAAGAGACAGGGCGGUGGUUCGGGCUGUCAGUCUAGCUCCAAGAGGCCCCCGAAGUAUCCACGCUCUCAGCCCAAGGGUCGCGGUGCUCAGCGAUGUGUCUUCUGCGGUGGAGACCAUCGGCCGGGUGUUUGUGAGCAGCGCCGAGGGAGGUGCUUUAGGUGUGAGCAAGCGGGACAUGUCAUCCGCGACUGUCCUCAAGGAGGAGCUUCGCCCGCUAUGUCGACUGCUUCGGUCCCGGCGGUUCCGGCUCGCUAUGGCUUGCCCCCUCCUGCGGCAUCUACUGGGCGAGCGGCGGCGCCACGCCAACCAGAGCCUGCACGAUCAGCGCCGAGCGGGAGGAUGUAUGCUGCACCUGUGCAUGUUGAGGAGCCUUCUGAGGUCGGCGAGCGCAACGUUGUUGCAGGUAUAAUAUUGGUUAAAGGUGUUCGAGCUAGAGCUUUGUUUGAUACUGGCGCAUCACACUCUUUUAUUAGUCGAUCCUUCGCACAAGCACACGAUAUCGAGUAUUGUCUAGGGGAGCACGUGUGGCAUGUUGAGGGCCCCGGGCAAUCCUUUAUGGUUAGGGAGCGAUGUUUGGCAUGUCUAGUGCAAGUGAAUGACUGGGUUAUGCCGAUCGACUUAUUGGUGCUCGAAAGGUUGAAGGAGUUCGACGUAGUUUUGGGCAUGGAUUAG
Molecule: messenger RNA, 1347 nt
Organism: Ananas comosus (pineapple)
Lineage: Eukaryota; Viridiplantae; Streptophyta; Magnoliopsida; Poales; Bromeliaceae
Exons: 3
Coding region: 1-1347 (448 amino acids)
Biological process (GO): proteolysis
Molecular function (GO): aspartic-type endopeptidase activity; nucleic acid binding; zinc ion binding
Source: RefSeq, a predicted model, not a curated record